Molecule: messenger RNA, 4563 nt
Organism: Oryzias melastigma (Indian medaka)
Lineage: Eukaryota; Metazoa; Chordata; Actinopteri; Beloniformes; Adrianichthyidae
Product: ras-related protein Rab-3A
Exons: 5
Coding region: 503-1159 (218 amino acids)
Biological process (GO): regulation of exocytosis; regulation of synaptic vesicle fusion to presynaptic active zone membrane; maintenance of presynaptic active zone structure
Cellular component (GO): endosome; axon; synaptic vesicle membrane
Molecular function (GO): GTPase activity; GTP binding
Source: RefSeq, a predicted model, not a curated record
UUGAAUAUACUUUGAUGGAUGCUGUAGCAGUUAAAGUCCUUCAUGGUGGUAUUCGUGUAGCGUAAUUAGCCAGAAUUGUUCUCUCGGCCACGGUACUUGAGGGUGCCGCGGGUAAUGGCUAGCCUUUGCUCAUACUGUUCGGGCUUUCUCGUGCUAACUUCGAUAGUAAUGUUUUUCAGCGACACAUUUCAUUUACAAGUUAAACUUCGUGUAGGCUUCUGCUUGUGGGACUUCAGUGACGGUGCUCGUUGGAUGUGUGACCGGGAUACAGAGCAUGUCUGUCUGCCUCCGCUCUGCCCUCCUCCAUAGAGAGGAUAGACAGUUUAGCAUCUGCUUAGCUUCUUAAGCCGUGCCACUUCCGCUCUCUUAUCUCCGCGAGGUGAAGGUGAUGUGCGGGAUGAAGCUCAUGUGUCUGAACCACAGACUGAACCGCACACCGCACAGCUGCGGGAUUCUCUGCGUGCUGGUUAGGUGACGUCAGUGUGGGAGGAGCGUUUACUUAAUGGCGUCUGCAAAUUCCACAUUUGGACAGAAGGAAUCAACAGACCAGAAUUUUGAUUUUAUGUUUAAAAUCCUCAUCAUCGGCAACAGCAGUGUUGGAAAAACCUCAUUCCUCUUCCGCUAUGCAGAUGACUCCUUCACUCCAGCUUUUGUUAGCACGGUGGGCAUAGACUUCAAAGUCAAGACUAUCUACAGGAAUGACAAGAGAAUAAAGCUCCAGAUCUGGGACACUGCUGGCCAGGAGCGAUACAGAACAAUAACCACAGCCUAUUACAGGGGAGCCAUGGGCUUUAUCCUCAUGUAUGACAUCACCAAUGAGGAGUCCUUCAAUGCUGUGCAGGACUGGUCAACCCAAAUCAAGACAUAUUCCUGGGACAAUGCUCAGGUCCUCCUGGUGGGAAACAAGUGUGACAUGGAGGAUGAGCGAGUGGUGGCGUCUGAGAGGGGCCAGCAGCUGUCUGAGCAGCUUGGUUUUGAGUUCUUUGAGACGAGUGCUAAAGACAACAUUAACGUGAAGCAGACUUUUGAGCGGCUCGUUGACGUCAUCUGUGAAAGGAUGGCGGAGAGUCUCGACAACAACGACCCAACAAUUACCGGAGCCAAGCAGGGGCCUCAGCUCACCGAGCAGCCCCAGAGAUCCCAAGACUGUGCUUGCUAAACACGAUCACCACUGCUGCUCUAGACUUAACACUUCAUCAUUUUUAUUUUAAUUUUUUAAGGGGGGGGGGCAUUUCCAUUGCAAAACAGCGGUCUGGUUUUUGCACCCACAUGAGCUUGCUGCUUCAACAAGCAGCGUGGUCACAGAUGCGUGUCAGAGCUAAAGUUCAGAGGAGGAAAGUCUAAUUUUCUGAACCAAGGGGGAAUCACCACGUCGUCUUUUCACAAUGCUGGAACACAGAGAAUCCUCCCAGCGCCACAUUUCCGUCUCGACUGGAGCUACACGUCCUCCCUCGUCCGCCCCGUUUUCACCUCCCUUUGUUUAAGCAGAAAUCUUCACAGACCUCGUUCACAUUUGCUCCUUUUCAUUUAAACCUGAACUUUUUCUGCCACUUUGCUUUGCUAAUUCAGACUAGAAAACUCUUUCAGAGGGUUUCUAUUAUACAUUGGAGACUUAUUAGUAAGUUGAAAUGUUUUUGUUUGUUCUUUUUAGGACUUUCAGAAAUAAGUAAAAACACUGACCACAUGGGAUUUUACAUUUUGGUGAGAUUUUUGGUUUAAAAAUAAUCCCUAUAUAAAAAAAACUGUAUUUUUGCAAAAGUGAAAUCAUUGGAAGCACAAUUACAGGACAAACUCUCAGCCUUAGUCAGUUUAGUCCAGGUACAUAAAAAUAUAAGUCUACAAAUCCAGCUUUGUCUGUUCUGUUUAGCAGUCUGCUAUUGUUUAUAUUGUAUGACUGACUUUCUGCUUUUGUACAAUAACCGAUGUGAAGUCCAAUCAGACAAUUGUUUGUGAUAUUGGGCUUUAUAAAUUUAAUUGAAUAUAACCUACAACAGUAAGAUAGACUAUCUUUGGGGAAAAAAAAAACAGAAUUAGGACCAAAAAAGAGAAGUUUAGGUGUUUGGACACAAAAACUGGCUCAGUAAAUGAGUAAGUGAAAAUAAUUUGGGAAAUGAAACUCAGUGACUACUAGCAUGCAGUAGAUUUUUAAUUUAUUAUUGCCUCAUAGUCUUACUAGCUAGCGUCACAGCUCAAGUGCGAUGCGGGAGUGGUCUAGCUAUAGCUGAUGGCUCAUAUUAGCUACAGGUUGGCUGCAGCUACAGACUCUGCUGCCGACCUCGCAAAACUCCAAACUCACAGACGUUCACGCAAAUCCCUUUAUUAGCUGCAGAUCAGCUGCAUCGUCCGGCAAAAUUUGAACCAAACGAAACUGGUUGGCAGGGACGCAGAGGCCUGACCGCAGACGCUGGACGUGAACGCCUGCAGUGGGAUUUCCUCUUGCACUUUUAGUUAUGUAAAGACUGCUGCACUCGCAUUGGAACUGUAACGCUAGCGGUUUAAGCCUGGGGUUAGGCCCAAACCAAAUUCUCCCCUUCUCCUUUAUUUGAAGGGGAAGUCCAGGAAAUGUACUUUUAAAUCCGACCCUCCAAGCGGAGGGAUACAAAGUUGCGAGGUCCCCCACGAGUCUAAACUGCAUCGCCCUGAGUGGGCGUGCUCUGAAGCACAGACGUUUACAUUUAAAUGUAAGUAAUGAAUUUUUGUUGUAGCAUGACCUAAACCGCUGUUAUCUAUAUAUAAGCGCUGGAAGCUUUAGCUAACGCUAGAGGACCGGCAAUUAUUGGCAACAUCAUCGACGAAAGUGACGUCCGAAAUAUGAGACACUAUUUUUUCAUAACUCUCCAACUGGAGGAUCAAAUGAAGAGGAAGGGAAGAAUUCGGAUUGGGCCUUAAUGUUUAAACUAAGGUUUUGGCUAGCAAGUUUGAUCUAGUACGCACAUUACUGAAUAAUGUCAUGAUUCAAAUAUUUUAAAAAAAAUGCAUUGCACUACUUUAUUUCAAUAAAUAUGUCAGGCCAAAUCAGAUUUCUUCCCCUCCCCUUCUGGCUUCUCCCUAUUACUCCUAUAAAGCCUUUUCACGGUGAGCUCAGACGAAAUGACAUUAUCCCUGUCAGUGUGUAAAGUUACCUCCAGUGAUGGACCGCUCUCCAACCGCUCAGCGCAACCCCCCUCGCCCGCGCUCGCACUCGGCGCAUAUGGCCGUUCACGCGCAGCUUACAGAGAAAAAAGACACUCACAAAGGCGUGCGCAAACUCACAGUCGCACACAUAAUCGCAGAUGCACACACACUUUCACGUGCACACACUAACUCCAGCGCGCACACACUCACCACGAUCCUGCAUGGAGAAUUGUCAUCAGCUCCGCCUUUCUAAAUUUAGGCUAAGACAAAUUACAUUUUCUGCAUUGAUGAACCUAUUGACAAGUUUUCACCAAGAAUCGUUACAUCCUUACCGGCGAAUAAUGGUGACGUCAUCGAGUGGUAGUAACAUCUAAAUUAAAAGACACUCUUUCCAUAUCUCUCCGUUUGGAGGGCAAAAUGUUGGAGUAGGGGAAGAAUUUUGGUUUAGUCGUACUCUAAUACAUCACUUUACUCCCUACAUUGUUCAGGUAUUUUCUGUAACUGCAGGUCAUGGUCCCCCUGGAAACCUUUGAAUCUUUUGGGGUGAUUUACAUUUUAUUUUAUUUUUUUUUGGUUUGUUUCUAAAUCUUUGACUUUUUUCUUUAUUUUGUGACAACUUGAGUUUUAGAAUCUAGCUUUGUGGCUUGACUUGUCCUCUCUGUAAUUUUAUAAAUGAGUGGGUUAAAAAAACCUCUCACUUCACCUUUAGCUGAUGUUUCUUUACAUUGUUUACCUCCUUCCAGGUUUUUUUCUGUAGCCAUCAAGAAAGAUUCCCAUAUUUUUCUGUUGUUAUUCAGUACAGAUCUUCAUUUAUUUUGCUUUAUUUUGUAGCUUAAUUUAUUGCUAAGAGGAUUUUCUAAAUCAUGUUUUCCUCCCAACUUUUUAAAGAUGUUUAUUUGCCUAAAUGUUGUUGUUUAAGUGGAUUUUUACCACAGUUUACAGACCCAAUGAUGCUGUAGGCAAACGUCAAACAUUCCAGCCUGAGAAAAUCUCCUCAUGUUCAUUUCCUUAGUGGGAAAAACCGUUUGUAUAACCUCUCUUUCUUUACCCACUACCCAGCACUCCUCUCCCACCAGUUUGACUGAGAUGCUCAGUUGUUGGACUGAGGUUUAUGACUCAGUUUGUAUUUUAAAAAAAUCAAAAUCAAAACCAAAUGUAGGUUUGAAAAGGUUGCCUGUUGAACAGUAGAGAAAGCCUGUCCUUUGUCUUUGUGUUUUGUGGUAGAAAAAUGUUUGGGAGAUUGUGAAAUGUUAAAUACUAUGAAUUUUAUGACAAGGUUUUAUUCCUGUUUAACUAUUUUUAUCCUUUUGCUACAAGUGGGAAGUUGCUAAUGACUUCUCAGAAAUCAAAUGUCAACAAGAGCUAUGAACUGACAGGUUUAUUAGCUGUUUGAAAUGUGCUGUAAAAGUUUACUAAAGCGAGAAAUAAAUCAUUCAUUUUGAAAAUGAA